Messenger RNA from Condylura cristata (star-nosed mole), 1754 nucleotides. RefSeq names its product mitochondrial fission factor (gene MFF). Lineage: Eukaryota; Metazoa; Chordata; Mammalia; Eulipotyphla; Talpidae. The transcript has 9 exons. Gene Ontology annotation, biological process: positive regulation of mitochondrial fission. The record is from RefSeq and is a predicted model, not a curated record. Gene Ontology annotation, cellular component: mitochondrial outer membrane; peroxisome. Bases 145 to 1050 code for a protein of 301 amino acids.
UAAGCGGCUCUAAAUCCACCAAAUACACAUUGAAGCACGAAAGGAUUUAUUAUGAAGCACAGAAGCAGAUAGUGCCAAGUUGUAAGCAGUACUUGGACAUAUUUGGUGAGUGGGGCAGCUUUUCCUUCUCCCACUGCUGCUGAGAUGGCAGAAAUUAGUAGAAUUCAAUAUGAAAUGGAAUACACCGAAGGUAUUAGUCAGCGAAUGAGGGUCCCGGAAAAAUUAAAGGUAGCACCACCAAAUGCUGACCUGGAACAAGGAUUCCAAGAAGGAGUUCCAAAUGCCAGUGUGAUUAUGCAGGUUCCAGAGAGGAUUGUUGUCGCAGGAAAUAAUGAAGACAUUCCAUUUUCAAGACCAGCAGAUCUUGACCUUAUUCAGUCAACUCCCUUUAAACCUCUGGCACUAAAAACACCACCUCGUGUACUUACGCUAAGUGAAAGACCGCUAGAUUUUCUGGAUUUAGAAAGACCUCCUCCAACCCCUCAAAAUGAAGAAAUCCGUGCAGUUGGCAGGCUAAAAAGAGAGCGCUCUAUGAGUGAAAAUGCUGUUCGCCAGAAUGGACAGCUGGUCAGAACUGAUUCCAUUGUGACACCAUCGCAGCAGGUUCGGGUCUGUCCUCCCCAUAUGCUACCUGAAGAUGGAGCUAAUCUUUCCUCUGCUCGUGGCAUUUUGUCGCUUAUCCAGUCUUCUACCCGUAGGGCUUACCAGCAGAUCUUGGAUGUGCUGGAUGAAAACCGCAGUGUGAGAAGACAAAAUGAAAUACGUUUGGAAAGACCUGUGUUGCGGGGUGGGUCUGCCGCCGCCACUUCUAAUCCUCAUCAUGACAACGUCAGGUAUGGCAUUUCAAAUAUAGAUGCAACAAUUGAAACAACUUCAGAUGACAUGACUGUUGUAGACGCAGCUUCCUUAAGACGACAGAUAAUCAAACUAAAUAGACGUCUACAACUUCUAGAAGAGGAGAACAAAGAACGUGCUAAAAGAGAAAUGGUCAUGUAUUCAAUUACUGUAGCAUUCUGGCUGCUUAAUAGCUGGCUCUGGUUUCGCCGCUAGAGGUAACCUCGGCUCUCAAAACAUUGUCUCAACAGCUGGAAAUAUAAAGAAUUUGCAAACUUCUUCGUUUCUGUCUUUGCGUUGUAUGCCGUUUUAUAGUCCAUGCCCUGAAAGUGUAUUUCUUCCAGAAAGGCGGGGGAAGGACAUACAUUACAGACGUGAGGUAUGUUCUGCCCCCUCAGCUGUGCUCACCUUUAACCCGUCCUGCCGUGACACCUACUUAAAACUUUGCAUGUUUUGUAAAUAGACUCUACUUUUUUUUAUUUUAAGAAAUUAAUUUUUUUGCCUCAUCAUUCUGCACAACUUGCUCUCUGAGUGGAAGAGAAAGUGCAUAGAGGAUUGAUUUAGAAAAAUAUCUGUGAAAGAAAAAUAAUAGUUCAUUUGGCCCUAUUCCUCAAACACUAUUAAGCAGCUUUGUUAAUAGACGUUUUUUUGCCUCCACAAUCAACAUGAAUACUUCUGAAGUGUGGUCUGGUGUCAGAUUUCUUCAAAGCACUUCAUUUCAGAAAUCACCUCCAUUCAAAUAAUUCCUGACAUUUUCAGCAGUUGAUCUAAUAUGUGUGUAAAAUGUGCAUUGUUUUUAUUUUAGUUUUGCAGAUGGUUUUCUAUAAAGUACGUUUUUACUAAGUCCAUGUGUGAAUGAUUUAAAAACUACAGAUGAAGGUAUAAGUGUAGUGCAUUCAAUAAACUGUCAACCAAAGCAA